AGCCAGUCUAAGGGUGACACAUUGAAUAUGUAAAAAAAGAAGAAACUAUCCACAAACAGCUCUACUGGAAGUGUUUUGUAGACAUUACGUCCCGUCACGAAUACGAACGUCAGCAACCUGCCUCACUUUUUUUACGGCUUUUCCCAAAAACGACAAAAUAAGGUUUUUAUCUUAAAUCUCGAGAUGGAGGAUGAAAAUCUCCCUGGUUUGGAGGCGUCUGUGCCCCAAUCAGCCCAAAGUUCUCUAGAACGCAGACAAUCCGUUCGAAGUCACAGGCACCCACUACCCCCUGAAAGAAAAGGUUCUAUGAAGGGCCUCUACUCCGAUGACUUCACUACUUUGAGGUUCAAGACUUGUGCAGAGGAACCAGACUCCCAGCAGCGGUCCUACAGCAGUUGUGAUGCAAUGGAAGGCACAAGUUCAAAGUCCCCGUUUGCCCAAUACAAGUUUGAUGAGAAAGAUUAUUACGGACUAUGCUCAAAGCAAUUACUCACGUCAUACUACAGCCGUGGCGGAGACACACCCAAGGUCCAGAUGCCAUACAAAACCAUCAGUGGCAAAAUCCCUCGGGAUUUGAAAAAAGAACGGUGUCGACGGGAGUAUUUGAAGCUAAAUUUUGAAGAACUUUUGGCGGAGAAAAACAUUGACUCCAAUCUUCUAAUACCGCGUUGUUUGGGCAGCAGUGAUGAGCAGCCUCUUCUGUCGCCGUAUCUUCCACUUGAGAUAUUUGACAACGAGGAAUACGAUUGUCGGACUGCCCAAGACUGGCUUUCCAUGGGAAUAGCUCCAGGAUCGUCUGAUCGAAAACCAAUUCCAUCAAAAGCGUUACUGCUUGCAGAUGACACAGAAAUGUUUGUAGAUGAUCAAGCUCCCCCAUCACUGGAGUACAGCUGGCAUCUAGUGGGCGUCCUUGACUACAACGAGGAGAAAUGUCAGUACUUGGUAGAAAAGGUUGUUCAAAACAGCAAACUGAAAGAUGAGGAGAGUUGCCUGCAAACGGGCAAUAGGUACUGGGUACCCAGGAUCCGGUUGCUGUUCAGUGCCGAGGACCCGCGAGUCUUCGUCCAACGGAUCCAGUUUGCCAUGCAUCAAAGGGAGAACACGGAAGCCCUCAUCCUCUACAACUUGAUUGUUGACUGCAUGCCUAUCUGGGAGAAAACCCCAUCUCUGGAUCCUCAGUGUCUCUACAACAUCAAAAAACGUGCCCUCUCAGGCCACGGCCUUAAACUAGACAUUGUUCAAAAGUUUGUAGAAGGACUUGGGAAGGAGGUCAAGCUGGAUUACGACCGUACCAUGAACCGCUUCAUCCUGGAUAAAAUGGUAAAAUGCGAUCCACAAGAGUUCUCCCACAUCGUGGUGCCACAGAAGGAACCUGAGCACGUGCCGCUUAUAGGCUGUGUAACAGUUCCUCGCUUUAGCUACAAGAAGAACCGAGCUGCGUUUAUCACCAAGUCCAUGCUGACAGAGCCUCAAGUGAUCUACACGUUAUCGGAAAUCAGGUUCGAGUGCAACAAACUAGCGACCAUGAAACUCUUCAACGUGUCCUUAACCAAACCUCUGCGAUUGGACGAGUUUGAAGCAAACCAGGCCCAAAUGCAGACUCAGAUAAGCCUGUUCCUGCGGGAGGCGUGGAUGAUCACGGUGACGUACAGCCUCCGACACAACCUGGGGAACAUCGGCAAAGGCGCGUACAACAUGAGCGAGUCUAAAUGGGAUAUGUACAUGGUUACCAAGCUGAACAAACUGAUGGCUGUGGUGCACUACAACCUGCAGGACUCUCUACGCAACCUCGUAGAGGACUCCUUGCUCUGCCUGAGCAAGUUGAUUAUGGACGCGUGCUGCAGCGUGCACACGUGCCCUGACGACCUGGCGUGGGGGGACGACCUCAUCACUAGCCCUUACAAGCCAAAGAACAAGCCUCUGUUCCAGGUGGACUUGCUUUUGAACGAGACCGGAGUACAUUACAGCACACCUCUGGAGAAUUUUGAGACCUGUAUCUUGAACCUAUUCAACGAGGGCAUUCUGGUGACGCACAAUAUACCCAUGCUGGAUAAGUUUUUGAUGAAGCGCUUGUUAUUCGGCGACGAGCCUGUGCUGGAGUCAGUGAAUCUUUGUGAGCCAAAAGUAAAAGAGCUGAGAGAGAAGAUCUGCAUAGCGCUCAAAAAAGCCAUCAUACCCCUCAAAGCGUAUGCUGCUGAAUACGCCAAAUACCUUGAGCUUUACAACUUGGACGUCGUGGCCCAUUUUGCAGCCAGCGCUGAUGACGAGAAGACAUCCAAGGUCAUAAAAAAAGAAGUAGAACAGCAUAUCAUGGACAGAGAAGAGCUCCAUAAAUCCCUGCCGUCCUCCAUUAUCAUUGGUGCGUUUAUCGUGCAUGUUGAGGGAGUACGUCAGGCGCUUUUGAAUAAAUCGAAGGCUUUAGCCGUCGCGACCUUGGAAAACCAUGCCGAGAAGCUACGAAAGCUAGUGGAAGAAGAAUGCGAGGAGUUCAGCACUAUUAGUUACACGCUCGCAGAACGUCCCGGCAGCAUUGAGGACCUGACGGACAAGAGGGAGUGGAUGAAACAGAUUCCUGACACGCUCAAAAGUUGCAAGGAACGCGUUGGAAAGAUUUUAGCAGAGUAUGAACUAUUUGAAGAGUUCUACUACUCCUUAUCAAAUGACGAUUUUAAUAAGAAGUGGAAAGCUAUUGAGUGGCCACAAAGAAUCCUCAGACAGAUGGAAGAUAUAACCAGUCAUCUUGUUGAAGAGGAGGAGCGCUUCCAAAAAAUCCAGAUCACCGACCAGGACGUGUUUGAGCAGCGCCUUGGAUCUCUCCAGAUGAUGGUGAGCAAAUUCACAGCUUUUGCAGAUGUUGAUCAUGCCACUGAGAUGGCCAACGAGGUGAGGCGUACAAGCAAGGAACUGAAAGAGUGCCAGAGUUUGGCUCAGACCUACAACACCAGAGAACGUUUGUUCGGUACUCCUGUCACAAAUUAUGACCGUGUGCACCGAAUGGCGAAGGAAUUCCAGCCAUUCUUUGACCUGUGGACCACAACCUACGAUUGGAUUCAUCGGCAUGAAAGCUGGCUCAAUGAUCCGCUGUCUUCCAUCGACCCUGAGCUGCUUGAGCGCCAUUAUACCGAAGCGUUGGACACCAUGCAUAAAUGUUUCAAACAGUUCAAAGAUAAGCCUGAUUGCCAGACGGUGGCAUCCAUCAUCCUUGCCAGGAUUGAGGACUUCGGUCCUUACGUGCCCCUGGUUCAGGGUCUGAGGAACCCAGGGAUGAGAAUGCACCACUGGCAAGCACUUUCAGAUACCAUCGAGAUAAAAGUUGCUCCCAAAGCCAAUCUUACCUUAUCCCGCUGCUUGGAUCUUGGUCUACAAAAACACAUGGAUGCAAUAACUCAAGUGGCUGAGACGGCUGGGAAAGAGUACAUCAUUGAACAGGCCCUGGACAAGAUGAAAAAAGAGUGGUCGGGAAUACUGUUCGAUCUGAUGGCCUACAAGGACACCGGCACUUACAUCCUGAAGAGUCCCGAUGAAGCAUUACAGCUGCUGGACGAUCAUAUUGUCAUGACACAAAGCAUGUCCUUCUCCCCCUAUAAGAAGGCAUUUGAGGCUGAAAUCAACAAAUGGGAGGGCAAACUCAGGACAACUCAAGACGUGUUGGAAGAGUGGCUGCUGUGCCAGGGCUCCUGGCUCUACCUGGAGCCUAUCUUCAGCUCGGACGAUAUCAAUGAACAACUUCCUGUGGAGGGACAGAGAUACCAACAAAUGGAAGAAAUAUGGAAAAGAAUCAUGAAAAAUGCUUAUGAAAACCCAAAUAUAAUUGAGUUCUGCCCUGGUCCUCACCUGCUGGACAAGCUGAAAAAGUGCAAUGUACUUUUAGAACAGGUGCAGAAGGGUCUCAGCGAAUACUUGGAGAUAAAGCGAAGCGCCUUUCCUCGGUUCUACUUCCUGUCAGAUGAUGAGCUCCUGGAGAUUCUCUCUCAGACCAAGGAUCCCACCGCUGUACAGCCACACUUACGCAAAUGCUUUGAGAACAUCGCACGGCUUAAAUUCCAACCGGAUCUACUGAUCACACAUAUGUAUUCUGGGGAGGGAGAGGAAGUCGAGCUGGCUACGACCGUGUCACCCUUUGGGAAUGUGGAAGACUGGCUGAGGGAUGUGGAAAGAUCAAUGAAGGCUACGGUCAGGGAUUACAUUGAACGCUCACUUAAAGUCUACCCGGAGGAACCCCGUGAAGAGUGGGUUUUAUCAUGGCCCGGGCAAGUGGUAAUAGGCGGCUGUCAGGUCUUUUGGACUUUGGAGGUGUCGGAGGCUUUGGAGCAAGGGGACCUGGCCGAUCGUCUUUAUCCCCAGCUGCAGAUUCAGCUGGGAAACUUGGUGCAUCUGGUGAGAAGUGGCGUGUCCAAAAUGCAGCGAGCCGUGUUGUCUGCUCUCAUCGUCAUCGAGGUGCAUGCUAAAGAUGUGGCGGCCAAACUGGUGGAGCAGGGGGUGUCCGGCGUCAAUGACUUCGAAUGGAUUAGUCAGCUCAGAUAUUACUGGGCCAGAGAGGACUUGUACAUCCGAGCGGUGAAUGCCGAGUUCUUGUAUGGAUAUGAGUACCUUGGAAACUCUGGACGACUGGUCAUCACCCCACUCACAGACAAAUGCUACCUGACGCUGACUGGAGCCCUCCACCUGAAGUUUGGAGGAGCCCCCGCAGGUCCAGCGGGCACAGGAAAGACAGAAACCACUAAAGAUCUGGGAAAGGCUCUUGCCAUCCAGACUGUGGUCUUCAACUGCUCCGACCAGUUAGAUUUCAUGGCGAUGGGCAAGUUCCUCAAAGGUUUGGCCACCUCUGGUGCCUGGGCAUGUUUCGAUGAGUUUAAUCGUAUAGAUGUUGAGGUGUUGUCUGUGGUGGCACAACAGAUCACCACAAUACAAAAGGCCCAACAACAAAGGGCAGAGAGGUUUGAAUUUGAGGGUUCCGAUAUCCCCCUCGUGCCCUCUUGCGCCGUGUUCAUCACCAUGAAUCCCGGUUAUGCUGGCCGUACAGAGUUGCCAGACAAUCUCAAGGCUCUGUUUCGUCCAGUGGCCAUGAUGGUGCCCAACUUUGCCAUGAUCGCGGAGAUCUCGCUGUACUCGUUCGGCUUCACUGACGCCAAAGUCCUCUCGCAGAAGAUCACCAGCACGUUCACGCUCUCUUCUGAACAGCUUAGCUCUCAGGAUCACUACGAUUUUGGAAUGAGGUCUGUGAAGUCCGUCAUCUCAGCUGCCGGAAAUCUGAAGAGAGAAAAUCCUAAUAUGAAUGAGGAGUUGAUCUGCCUGCGGGCCAUCAAGGAUGUCAACGUCCCGAAAUUUUUACGAGACGACCUGAAGCUUUUCAACGGAAUUGUGUCCGACCUUUUCCCAAAGACAAAACAGGAGCCUAUUGAUUACGGCAUACUUGAGGAAUCGAUGCGUACUGUAUGCAUUAAGAUGAACCUCAAAGAUGUGGAUGAAUACAUUGGUAAGUGCAUUCAACUGUAUGAGACCACUGUGGUGAGACAUGGCCUGAUGUUAGUGGGACCGUCAGGAUCGGGUAAAACCAAGUGUUAUGAGGUUCUCGGUGCGGCGAUAACGGCUCUAAAGGGUCAACCGUCCGUCAGCGGCGAUUUGUAUGAAGCAGUUCAGAUAUACGUGCUCAACCCCAAGUCGAUCACCAUGGGGCAGCUUUACGGGGAGUACGACUUGCUCACUCAUGAGUGGACAGAUGGCAUCCUCUCCUCUUUGAUCCGGAUGGGUACGUCGGUAAUGGACAACGAUAAAAAGUGGUACAUGUUCGAUGGCCCUGUGGAUGCGGUUUGGAUUGAGAACAUGAACACUGUGCUGGAUGACAACAAAAAACUCUGCCUGAGUUCAGGGGAAAUCAUCAAGCUUUUGGAUACCAUGACCAUGAUGUUUGAGGUGCAGGACUUGGCUGUGGCCUCGCCGGCGACAGUGUCUCGCUGCGGUAUGAUCUACCUAGAGCCCAGUAUUUUGGGCCUUGUGCCCUUCACGGAAUGCUGGCUCAGGCAGGUCCCCAAAGUCAUGAAACCGUACACGGAACAGCUCACUACCCUGUUUGACAAGUUCUUGCAGGACGCUAUCAAUUUUGUUCGUGAAUCGGUAAAAGAGGUGAUCACGUCGCUCGACAGCAAUCUGACCUGUAGUCUCGUCAAACUCAUGGACUGCUUCUUUAACCCCUUCAACUUUAAUGAGGACGACAAGCCGCCACCCCGAAAUAAAUUGGAGCGUGUGAAGGACCUGAUUGAGCCGUGGUUCAUUUUCUCCCUGGUGUGGAGUGUCGGCGCCACGGGAGACGGCCCCAGUGGCCAGCGCUUUAGUGCCUGGCUCAAAAACAAGAUGGCAGAAGAGAAGGUGGUAUUGUGCUUUCCAAAUGACGGCCUGGUGUACGACUUCAGGCUUGACGAUGCGGGGAUAAGUCAUUGGAAUGAGCAGGAGGAGGAUACCAAGGAGAGAAAGAUCCAGUGGGUCAACUGGAUUAAUGAUGCCAAGAGCGUUCUAAUCACCCCAGAGACAAGUUACUCCGACAUCAUCGUUCCCACGGCCGACACCGUGAGAAUGACUUUCCUCAUGGAUAUGCUUUUGUCCAAUAUGAAGCCCUUGCUUUGCAUCGGACCCACUGGCACAGGAAAGACCCUCGCGUUGUCCGACAAGCUGCUGAAAAAUAUGCACGCCCAGUACAUCACGCACUUCCUCAUGUUCUCCGCCCGCACGUCGGCCAACCAGACUCAAGAUUUUAUCGACAGCAAGCUAGAUAAAAGGCGGAAAGGUGUUUUUGCGCCACCGAAGGGCAAGUACUUCAUCUUCUUCAUCGAUGACCUCAACAUGCCCAUGUUGGAGACUUAUGGCGCCCAGCCUCCCAUUGAGCUGCUGCGGCAGUGGAUGGACCAUUGUGGCUGGUAUGACAGGAAGCAGAUUGGGGCUUUUAAGCAAAUCGUGGAUAUCAAUUUCGCCUGCGCCAUGGGACCGCCGGGCGGAGGACGGAACCCCAUCACAGCGCGCUUCACACGCCACUUUAGUUUUCUGUCUUUCACUGAGCUGGAGGAUGCCAGCAUGACCAAGAUUUUCUCCACCAUCGUUGGCAGUUGGAUGAGUGGAAAAAUGAGUAAAAAGAAUCCAGGAAAAUCGGUGCCGGAAAUUGUGCUAUUGAACAGCGCCAUCGUCAAAGCCACAAUCCACGUCUACGCUACUAUUUGCUCUCAGCUUCUACCAACUCCUACAAAAUCUCAUUACACAUUCAACCUCAGAGACCUGUCCAAGGUCUUCCAGGGCAUCCUCAUGGCCGAGACUAGCAUGGUUGAGACCAAGGAAAUGCUCCUUCAGCUGUGGUACCAUGAGAACUGCCGGGUUUUCCAGGAUCGCUUGGUGUGUGCGGAAGACAGGGAGUGGUUCAACAAUCUCCUGAAGGACUGUAUUGAGGAGUUUGGCUGCAAAUAUGACGAGGUUGUGCCCUUCCAGCCUAUCUUAUACGGGGAUUUCAUGAUUCCCGGCGCACUCCACAAAGUUUACACGUUCAUAGAAGACAAGGAAAAGUUGGAAGAAAUCAUGGUGGAAUACAUGGAAGACUACAACCAGAACUGCACGCCCAAAAUGAAGCUCGUGCUCUUCAUGGACGCCAUUCAGCAUGUGUGCCGAAUAGGUCGAGUUCUGCGCCAGCCGCUUGGCAACGCCCUGCUGCUCGGAGUCGGAGGCAGUGGACGACAGUCCCUCACAAAACUUGCCUCAUAUAUAUCUGAGUAUAAGUGUUUCCAGAUUGAACUGUCCAAGAACUACGGUCAGUUUGAGUGGCGGGAGGACAUCAAAAGCAUCAUGCUGAAGGCUGGCCUUCAUAACCAGCAGAUCACUUUUCUCUUCGUAGAUACACAGAUUAAAAGUGAGUCAUUCCUGGAGGACAUCAACAGCAUUUUGAACUCCGGUGACGUUCCCAACUUGUACGCCUCGGACGAACAAGAGCGCAUCUUGGCAGGAAUGAAGCCGGUGGUGCAAGAGCUGGGACAACAGCCGACCAAAUCCAAUCUCAUGGCCGCCUACCUAAAGAGAGUCCGCUGCAACAUCCACACAGUACUCUGCAUGAGUCCUAUCGGGGAGGUGUUUCGUGCACGACUGAGGCAGUUUCCCUCACUGGUAACAUGUUGCACCAUAGACUGGUUCAGUGCUUGGCCGGACGAGGCUCUGCAAGCUGUGGCCACAUCGUUUCUUAAUGAGCUACAUGAGCUGGAUGCGAGCCCCGAAGCCAUGAAUGGACUGGUGUCUAUGUGCAUGAGGAUCCACCAGAGCGUAGCCAGGAAGUGUGAACAAUUUCUCGCUGAGCUUUCUCGACAAAACUACGUGACGCCGAAGAGCUACCUGGAACUACUCAACAUCUUCUCGGAUCUCAUCGGGCGCAAGAAACAAGAGCUGUGCCACGCUCGGCAACGCAUGAGGACUGGUCUGGACAAGCUUCUGAGCACAGCAGAGGAUGUGAGUAAGAUGCAAGAGGAGCAAGAGUUGAUGAGACCUCUUCUGGAGGAGGCUUCAAGGGAAACGGAGGUCACAAUGGAGACCAUCAAAAAAGACUCCGUGAUUGCAGAGGAGACCAAAAAGUCAGUACAAGAAGAGGAAGUCAAAGCUUCGGAGAAAGCCCGCAUAGCAGGAGAGAUCGCCACUGAUGCGCAGAGAGACCUGGACGAGGCCCUGCCAGCCCUAGAGUCCGCUCUCACCAGCCUCAAGUCCCUCAACAAGGGAGACGUCACUGAAGUGCGAGCCUUGCAGCGCCCCCCUCAGGGGGUGAAGUUGGUCGUUGAGGCUUUGUGCAUCAUGAGGGAAGUCAAACCGAAGAAGAUCGCUGGAGAAAAACCUGGAACCAAGGUCGAUGACUACUGGGAAAAUGGCAAAGUUUUGCUGCAAGAUCCUGGAAAGUUUCUGGAUAGUCUUUUUAACUAUGACAAGGAUAACAUCCCAGAAAAAGUGAUUUCUCUAGUGCAGCCCUACAUAGAUAAUGAAGAAUUCCAACCAGCUGCCAUUGCCAAAGUUUCCAGAGCCUGUACUUCCAUUUGCCAGUGGGUUCGAGCCAUGCAUCUUUACCACUUUGUAGCCAAGGGCGUGGAGCCUAAACGGCAAGCGCUCCAGGCAGCCCAAGCGGAAUAUGAUGAAUCUCAGAGGAGUUUGAAAGCUGCAAAAGACCAGCAAGCGGCUGUGGAAAGUGGUAUUGUUGCAUUGCAGGUCAAGUACCAAGACUGCCUGGCCAAGAAAAACGAACUGGACCACAAGUAUCAACUGUGUGAGAAACGCCUUGUUCGGGCAGACAAGCUUAUAGCUGGGCUGGCGGAUGAGAAAACCCGUUGGAAAGAUACUGUGCAACAUCUGGAAUACAUGGUCAAUAACGUUUCAGGUGAUGUGUUACUGUCUGCAGGCUAUGUGGCCUACAUGGGACCCUUCACUGGAGAGUACAGAGCUGCCAUGUCAGAUGAGUGGCUGCAGUUAUUCAAGGAACUCAGUGUUCCUCACACUAAUGCACCCAGUCUCAUGUCCACCCUCGGAGAUCCUGUCAAGAUCCGCUCGUGGCAGCUGUCAGGUUUGCCUAAGGACAAUCUUUCAGUGGAGAACGGUGUGAUUGCCCAGUAUUCUCUCCGCUGGGCUCUCUUCAUUGAUCCCCAAGGACAAGCCAACUCCUGGAUCAAAACCAUGGAGAAGGACAGUGGAUUGGAGAUUAUAAAGCUCAGCGACCGAGAUUUCCUACGCAGUCUCGAUAAUGCGAUCCGCUUUGGUAAACCCUGCUUACUUGAGAAUGUGGAAGAAGAGCUGGACCCCGCUUUAGAACCCGUACUGUUACAGCAGACAUUUAAAGAGCAAGGCACCUUGAAGCUGAAGCUGGGCGAUUCUACCAUCCCUUAUCACAAGAGCUUCAAGUUCUACAUCACCACCAAGUUACCCAACCCGCACUACUCUCCAGAGAUCUCCACUAAAGUCACCCUCAUCAACUUUACCCUGUCCCCGAGCGGUUUGGAAGACCAGCUUCUAGCCCAGGUGGUGGCAGCAGAGAGACCAGAGCUAGAAACCGCAAAGAACCAGCUGAUCGUCAGCAAUGCCAAAAUGAAGCAGGAACUGAAAGAUAUUGAAGAUGAGAUCUUGUUCCGUCUCAGCUCCUCAGAGGGGAACCCGGUAGACAAUGAAGAGCUCAUCCAGGUGUUGGAAGCAUCUAAGGUCAAAGCCGGCGAGAUCCAGGCCAAAGUGAUCGUGGCGGAGGAAACCGAAAAGGACAUUGACGCCACCCGUCUGGAGUAUGUUCCUGUGGCUGUGCGCACACAGAUCCUCUUCUUCUGCGUCUCAGACUUGUCCAAAGUGGACCCCAUGUACCAGUACUCCCUGGAGUGGUUCCUUGGCAUCUUCAUGGUUGGCAUCACCAAUGCUGAGAGAGCAGACACGGUGGAGAAGAGAAUUGUGAACAUCAAUGAAUAUUUCACCUUCAGCCUUUACUGCAAUGUGUGUCGCAGCAUGUUCGAGAAGCACAAACUCAUGUUUGCGUUCCUCCUCUGUGCUCGUAUCCUACAGAACGACGGGGAAAUCGACAUGGCUGAGUGGCGUUAUCUGUUAUCUGGCGGCAUGGCCAGCCAGGAGCUUCCCAACCCAGCCAUAAGCUGGCUGUCUGACCGCGCCUGGAAGGACAUCCUGGGCCUGAGCGGACUGGAGACAUUCCGUGACAUGGCAUCCACCUUCGACCAACAUCUGGAAGGCUUCAAGGACAUUUUCGACAGCAACCUUCCUCACAGGGAGCCUCUCCCCGGUGAAUGGGAUAUUAAUCUUGACAGCUUUCAGAAGUUGUUAGUUCUGCGCUGCCUGAGGGCCGACUGCCUUGUUCAAGGCGUACAGGACUUUGUCUCUGCCAAGCUUGGACAGCGUUUCAUAGAACCUCAGACGUCGGACCUGUCUGUGGUCUUCAAGGAGUCGUCCCCUUCCUCUCCCCUCAUCUUUGUUCUGUCACCUGGCACCGACCCAGCCUCUGACCUCUACAAGUUUGCAGAUGCCAUGCACUUUUCCAAGAAAAUGAGUGCCAUCUCACUUGGCCAAGGCCAGGGCCCUUUGGCUGAAGCCUUGAUGCGCACUGCCAUGGAAAGAGGUCAGUGGGUCUUCUUUCAGAACUGUCACCUUGCGCCCAGUUGGAUGCCGGCACUGGAGAGCCUUAUCGAGAACAUUGACCUGAAGGUGCACAAAGAUUUCCGUUUGUGGCUCACAAGUCUCCCCAGCAACAGGUUUCCAGUGUCCAUCCUUCAAAAUGGGACAAAGAUGACCAUUGAGUUGCCCAAAGGCAUCAAGGCCAACCUACAGAAAACCUACCUGAAGCUCACAAAUGAUUUUAUCACUUCCUCGAACAAGGUAGCACACUUGAAGUCCUUGCUCUUGUCUCUGUGUUUGUUCCACGGGAUUGCUCUUGAGCGAAGAAAGUUUGGACCUUUGGGCUUCAAUAUUCCCUACGAGUUCACCGAUGGCGAUCUAAGCAUCUGCAUCAGCCAGCUCAAAAUGUUUCUGGAUGAGUACCAGAACACUCCAUAUAAGGUGCUGAAAUACACUGCGGGGGAGAUCAAUUAUGGCGGCCGCGUGACAGAUGAGUGGGACCGCCGUUGUCUUCUCAGCGUGCUGGAAGAUUUCUACUGUCCUGCUGUGCUCAGUGAGGAACAUAUUUACUCUGCAUCAGGAGUUUACCGGCAGAUUGAAACCAAUGUGGAUAUCAAGGGUUACUUAGCAUACAUCCACAGCCUGCCCAUCAACGAUACACCUGAGAUCUUCGGUCUCCAUGACAACGCUAACAUCAGCUUUGCCCAGAACGAGACGUUUGCUCUGCUGGGAGCCGUGCUACGUCUCCAGCCUCGAACUGCGUCCGCUGGAGGCAAGACCCUGGAGGAGAUCGUGGAGGAAAUAGUAAGCGGGAUCGUGGUGAAGGUCCCGCAGCCUUUUAAUAUUCAAGAGGUGAUGGACAAGUACCCCGUGCUCUAUGAGGAGUCCAUGAACACGGUCCUCAUGCAGGAGGUCAUCAGAUACAACACUUUGCUGGCUGUCAUUGCACAGAGUCUGAGUGAUAUUGUGAAAGCUCUGAAGGGUUUGGUGGUGAUGUCAUCAGAACUGGAGCUUAUGGCCAACAGCCUGUACAACAAUGGCGUGCCUGACAUGUGGAAGGCCAAGGCCUACCCGUCCCUCAAGCCUCUGGCCUCCUGGGUUUCGGAUCUGCUGAAGAGGAUCAGUUUUCUUCAGGGCUGGAUCUCCAAUGGCAUCCCGCCUGUCUUCUGGAUUAGCGGCUUCUAUUUCCCUCAGGCUUUUCUCACCGGAACCCUGCAGAAUUACGCCCGUCGCUUCGGCAUCUCCAUAGACACCAUCGGUUUUGACUUUGAGGUUGUGCUGAAACCAGUGUCCGACAUAAAGGAGAAACCAGACACGGGCUGUUACAUCAAUGGUUUAUUCAUCGAGGGUGCUCGCUGGAGUAAUAAUGACGCUCUGCUCACAGAGUCCAGACCUAAGGAGCUCUACACAGAAAUGGCCGCCAUUUGGUUCAUCCCCACACCUAACCGCAAACCUCCAAGCUCUGGGAUCUACAUCUGCCCCAUCUACAAGACCCUAACACGCGCUGGCACCUUGUCCACCACGGGUCAUUCCACCAACUACGUGAUCGCAGUGGAGCUGCCGACGGAUCAAAUGCCGGGACACUGGAUCAAAAGGGGAGUGGCCCUCAUUUGUGCUUUGGACUAUUGAACACACUUCAGCUUGCAGUUGAUGAUAGGACGGAUACAGUUAGCGUCAUCACACAAAAACUAUUUUUAAUUGAUUUACCAAAGUCCAAGAAAGAACAGUUCCAAGUUUCAUGAGGGUUUAGUUUAGAUCAGGGUUGUACAAACGCUUUGUGAAAAUAAAACGCAAAGUGAAAAUAUUUCAAUGGUCCGCAGGCCACACAAAUACGGCCACAAAAUUAUACUUUCACGACAUAAAAGUAUGUUUUAUUGUAAGUUUAUAAGCUACAGCCGGGGUCGGGAACCUUUUUGGCUGAAAGAGCCAAGAAAGCCAAAUAUUUUAAAAUGUAUUUCUGUAAGAGCCGUAUGAUUUUUUUUUUUAACACUGAACACGUAUAAACAUGUGCAUCUUAUAAAAAGUCUCUUAUUCUUUGGAAUAAUAUUGUUAUUCUGAAGCUAAGUGUGGAAGGGGCGUGGCCUGCGGGCCUGCAGCGAAGCAGGAAUGUGCCAGUACCGGAUUCGAAAUCAGUGACAGUAGCGCAGAUGGCCCACCUGGGCCUUGUUAUCUAAUCACCUGUCGCUCUGUUAUAAGCAGCAGCCGGGAGGAGAGACGGGGUCGGGGGCUAGAGUCAGAGCGCGAGCAAGAACGAAAGAGAAAAAGACAAUUGCUGGAAAGCAAUUGCGAGACUUAUUGAAAAAUAAAAUAUUGUAACCCUGAAACAGGCUCUUAUGUCGGUGCCUGGUGGUCUGAAGAACCCCCAGCAAGGCAAGACCAACACUAACCAAUAAUAAAUAAAUUACUUCUUACAAUUAACGCAACCUCUUGAACGUAUAAAAGCAUGAGAAUGUUUUAUAUUUUGAACGUUAUUUUUAACACUGUGAUUACAAGUGGAAUAAUUCAUUACUUAUCGUGUUAAGCAAUGUCAGCUCAGAUUUAUCCGAGAGCCAUAGGCAGUCAUCAAAAGAGCCACAUCUGGCUCGCGAGCCAUAAGUUCCCUACCCCUGAGCUACAGUAUGUUAAAACGUAUUAUUUUGCUUUAUUUUAGCAAUUUUUACCACGCAACAGUGAGAAAUUUUGCCUCAUGUUAUAUUGCCAAGAUUAUCAUUUUCCAUAGAGCUUCAAAAAGUCAGAACUAUACCGUAGAAAAGGGUUCUCAGAUUCAAAUGUGACUAGUUAGUCUGUAAAAUAGUUUUUAAUAAAUUUUACAAACAGGAAGCCACGCAACAGCAACACCAGUUACAAAUGUAGCCUCAUCUCACCAUAUAUAUAUCGCCAAGAUUAUCAUUUUCCAUAGAGCGUCAAAAAGACUAAACCGUAGAGCAAAGGGGACUAGUUUGUCAGGCUUGUCCCUGACAGUUUGACUAUGUUUUGUUUUUUCCUCCGCAUUUGUCUUUGUUUCCUCUGUGCGUGUAAUGUUUCCUGUCAGCGCUCUCAUAUUGUUUUGGGUUAAAUAGGAAAUUGGGCUGAUUGACACCAGGUGUGGCCAGGUGCCAAUCAGCCGCAGCUGGAGGGGGACAGCACUCAGGGAGAAAGACAGGAAACCAACAAAAUAAGAGCGCUGACAGGAAACACUACACACACAGAGGAAACAGAGACAAAUGCAGAGGAAAAAACUAAAACAUAGUCAAACUGGCAGGAACAAGCCUGAGAUAGUUGGUCUGUAAAAUAGUUUUUAAUACAUUUUACAAUAAAAAACAAACUGGAAACCACGUAACAGCACCACCAGUGACAAAUUUAGCCUCAUAUCACCAUAUAUAUAUAUAUAUAUAUAUAUAUAUGUAUCAAUAUCGCCAAGAUUAUAAUUUUCCAGAGAGCGUCAAAAAGUCAUAACUGUACUGUAGAGCAGGGUUCUCAAAUUCAAAUGUGACUAGUUAGUCUGUAAAACAGUUUUUAGUACAUUUUACGAUAAAAAAGAACAACCUGGCAGCUCAGCCAAUAGAAUUUUACCAUAACAUUUAAUGUGUUUUUUUGUUUGUUUGUUUGUUUUUUACACCAAAUUCUUAUAAAUUUUCAAUUCUAGUAACUGAGCUGUCAUUUUUUUUUACUGAAAAAUCCAUAGCCAACUUUUUUUAAUGCAUUACUGUAUUUUCCAAGCUAUAGAGCACACCUGUGUAUUAGCCACACCCACUAAAUUUUAGAGGAACAAAAUAUUUUCCAUACAUAAGCCGCAGAUACGUUGUAAAAUGAGUGAUUUACGCAGAAAGAUUCUGUAACUGCUUAUUUACUUACUUUUUUUUGCAAACGCCUGCAACACGGCAGUAAAACGGCUGAUCAAACAAAGCAGAAGUCAUCACCUUGGACCCAGUAGCUGCGGAAACUAGAUAGAUGGAUAGAUAGAUAGAUAGAUAGAUAGUACUUCAUUGAUUCCUUCAGGAGAGUUAAAAUUCCAGCAGCAGUGUACAGAAUUGAGAUCGAAUUUGAAAAGUAAAAAGUAAAUAAUGGGGGUAUAAAUGGAAACAAAAUAGAAAACUAGCUCCUCAAUCAGCUAAACAGACUCAAUAACUUCACGGUGACGUAUUAGUGAAUUUACUCAGGAAUUGGUGAAACCGAAACGACACAAAAAGAAUGCCAUUGUAAGGUAAUAAUACAAACACAGAGACUCCUAAACGUUUUAGCAUGUUAGCUCGUGCUAACGACACUAGCUUGAUUACAUUAC
Molecule: messenger RNA, 15364 nt
Organism: Nerophis ophidion (straightnose pipefish)
Lineage: Eukaryota; Metazoa; Chordata; Actinopteri; Syngnathiformes; Syngnathidae
Gene: dnah1
Product: dynein, axonemal, heavy chain 1
Exons: 78
Coding region: 184-12732 (4182 amino acids)
Biological process (GO): microtubule-based movement
Cellular component (GO): dynein complex
Molecular function (GO): dynein intermediate chain binding; minus-end-directed microtubule motor activity; ATP binding
Source: RefSeq, a predicted model, not a curated record